UCGUGUCAGUGCAGGGCCGCUCGCCGGGCUCCGCCGGCUCUCACGCCGAGCCGGAGCCGGGAUAUUCGGUGCCCUCCACGGCAGCGCGACUGUGCUCUGGCUCGCCCCAACAUUUCCCACACUUACGAGGGAAAGGGGUGGGGAAGAAAGAUUGCCCAGAGGACACCUCUCUCUUGCAGGACAUGGAGAACAGGCCAAUAGAGACCAAUUCAGAGGUGGACAAGUCAGCAACACCAUCAGUGGCUCAGCUAGCAGGGAAGUUCAAAGAACAAGCAACCAGUAUCGGUGGAAAAGAGGUACCAUCACAUAAGCCAACUCGAAGGAAACCGCCAUGCUCCCUUCCGCUGUAUCCUAAGACUGAGACAAGCCAAAACGAUGAGCAAAAGCCAUCUCCAAACGCUUGCCCUGUGCUCAAGGUCAAGGUGAAAAGCUCCCCGAUGAUUGAAAAGCUUCAGGCCAACCUGGCUUUUGCUCCGGCUGCCCUGCUACCAGGAGCAUCCCCCAAAAGCCCRGGCUUGAAAGUCAUGGUCUCUCCGUUCAGCACGCCGCCCUCCACCCCGACGAGCCCUGGCAUCCAGUCCCAAGCCAGUGAACCCAGAGAGACGCCGGUCAGCUUUGAUCAGCCCCCAGAAGGCACGCAGCUGCAGUUCUACAACAAGGUGCGGACACGGGGAUCAAUAAAGCGCAGACCGCCCUCCAGGAGAUUCAGAAGAUCUCUGUCAGAAUAUGGAGAUGGCGAAGAUUUAGGGAUCAACAUCUCUUCUCCAGAAAAUGGUUCCAAAGAAGAUGGAGAUGAGGUGUUUGGGCCCAAGGGCAAGACAGAAGAGGCAGAAACAGGGAGCAAAGCACCAAAGAAACAGUCAGGAUAUGAUGAGAAGCCUCCAUCAAGGAGAGGAUCCAGCAGGUCAGAAAAUGAAGAAAAAGGGGAAAAACAGGGAGAGGAAAAACAGGGAGAGGAAAUGACUCCUUGCAAGAAUAAUGCAGGGGAUACAGAGAGGAAGGUGAGUUGUGCCUCAGGGGAGGAGAAUGCUUCCCAGCCUCCCUCUGGAGAUAAGGAAGAGAAGGUGUGCAAGGGUUCACAGGGAGAAGAGGAAGACAAUGCCUGUGAACAGGAAAAAGGUGACAAGAAGAAGGAAGAAGUGGAAAAGGAGGAGACCAAUGAGAGCACAGACACACGGGGAACACCAAGCGCUGAAGAAACCCCAUUAGCUCCAGAGACACAACAGGCAGCAGCAGGCUUGGAAACUGCCAGUGAGUCAACACCACCCACACAGGACCAGGACACAGAGCAACUGUGAUGCACAGGACAUACCCUGUCAAGACAGAGGAGACAACACAUGAACAGGAGCCAUCUAGCCCAAUCAAUGCGGAAGCUACUGGAAAACUGUAGUGGGAGAGGAGCAGAAUGCAGAUAUCUUCCGAGGUGAAGAAGCAUCCAAGAACUGAGUGAUCUGUCACUGGUCCUCUGCUCUCACACCAUCAUCUUCUGCUACAAUCAGAGUUAGAGACUGGCUUAUAAUUGCUUCCGAGAUCAAAAUGUAGGUGCUGGAUGACUUUUCUUAGGGGAUAUUCAGGACCUGAGAGACCUGAUACAUGGUGUCCUGGCUGGGCCCAGCAGCCACCACCACUUUUGGGCCUUCUGUUCUUCARUCCUACUGAGCUCCAAAAUGUCAUUUUCUUCUCUCCUGCAUUGAUCUUACAUGAAGUUCAUCGCUGUAGGACCGAUAUAUAUGUGUAUA
Messenger RNA from Nothoprocta perdicaria, 1739 nucleotides. It is a transcript of the gene RCSD1, whose product is annotated as RCSD domain containing 1. Gene Ontology annotation, biological process: protein localization to endosome; skeletal muscle contraction; retrograde transport, endosome to Golgi. The coding region runs from base 183 to 1298 and encodes 371 amino acids. Lineage: Eukaryota; Metazoa; Chordata; Aves; Tinamiformes; Tinamidae. The transcript has 7 exons. Gene Ontology annotation, cellular component: WASH complex; early endosome. The record is from RefSeq and is a predicted model, not a curated record. Gene Ontology annotation, molecular function: actin filament binding; retromer complex binding; phosphatidylinositol phosphate binding.